Myotis daubentonii (Daubenton's bat) is the source of this 3875-nucleotide messenger RNA. It is a transcript of the gene FSBP, whose product is annotated as fibrinogen silencer binding protein. The record is from RefSeq and is a predicted model, not a curated record. Lineage: Eukaryota; Metazoa; Chordata; Mammalia; Chiroptera; Vespertilionidae. Gene Ontology annotation, cellular component: nucleus.
CCUAAAUGAGGCUAGCCUAGUUAAGCCUGAUCUUUUUCCGUUUGUGAAAAGAGCUGAGCAGAGCUGAAGGCUGCAUGGUGGUUUCAGAAACUGCUUCCUUAAUUUGAGAAAAGAACAAUGGUAGGAAAGGCUAGAUCUUCCAAUUUUACCUUAUCUGAAAAGCUUGAUUUGCUAAAACUUGUGAAGCCAUAUGUGAAAAUCCUCGAAGAACACACUAAUAAGCAUUCAGUAAUAGUGGAAAAGAAUAGAUGUUGGGAUAUCAUAGCAGUUAACUAUAAUGCAAUUGGAGUAGACCGCCCUCCUCGAACAGCGCAGGGCCUACGCACCCUUUACAAAAGGCUCAAAGAAUAUGCCAAACAGGAGCUAUUGCAGCAAAAAGAUACCCAAUCAGAUUUAAAAAGCAGUAUUUCUGAGCCAACCAAGAAAGUUAUGGAGAUGAUUCCCCAGAUUUCCAGUCUUUGCCUGGUAAGAGACAGGAACCACAUACAAAGUGCAAACUUGGCUGAGGAGGCACAGGCUGGUACCAGUUCACUACAGGUAAUGUUGGAUCAGCAUCCAGUUGCUAUUACAGUGGAGGUGAAGCAAGAAGAAGACAUUAAGCCCCCUCCUCCACUGGUUUUAAAUUCGGAACAGAGUUAUACUUUAGAGCAAAGAGAAGAACAUGAAUUAGUACAUGUUAUGGACAGAUCUGUGUCGCCGUCACUUUCCUCUGUUGACAUGAGAAUGACAUCGUCUCCAUCUUCCAUCCCAAGGAGAGAUGACUUUUUUCAUCAUGAGUGUGGGGGACACUUUAGGUCACAGUUAGGGUAUGAUCCUCAGAUUCUGCAAAUGCUGAAAGAGGAGCAUCAGAUAAUUUUAGAAAAUCAAAAAAAUUUUGGAUUAUAUGUUCAGGAGAAGAGGGAUGGAUUGAAAAGAAGGCAGCAGCUAGAAGAAGAGCUGCUACAAGCAAAAAUUGAAGUGGAGAAGCUGAAAGCAAUUCGCUUACGGCAUGAUCUGCCUGAAUAUAAUAGCUUCUAAAUUUUUUUCAGUUUCACAAUAUGAUAAUUUAAAUUUUGGCCAAGUUACUUUAUCUUGGGAAUGUCUUAAAGCAGAAUAUGUAUUAUAAUGUAUCGUUAAUCUCUAUUAUGAAAAAAACUUUUGACAUUUUUUAAAUAAUUUUCUUUUGAUAUAUAUUAUAAUUUUUUGAUUGUAUGGCUUGGUUUUAUUAUUUUGUCUCCUCUGUUUUUUUUUCCUAAUAAGUUUAAUUGUUGACUUACAAAAGAUGUUAUAUUUUGAUCAUUAAAAUAUAACAUACAUAAUUAUAUACACAAACACAUAAGUAGUCUUUCAAAGCUCUAUCUUCAACAUUUUAAAUUAGAGCUUUGAAAAGCUGUAGUUCAAGGUUUUUAAUUCAGUCUAAUUUAGAAGCAAUACUAGCCCAAUAACAGGAAGCUUGUCUUUAUGACAUUGAUUUUUAUGCUUUCAUUUUUUGAAGGAGUAAGUCCUAUGACUUUAGUGAUGGAAAGUAUUUGGAGAUCACUUUUUACCCCCUUUUCAAUUUAGAAGCUAAUAAAACUGAGGUCCAGAAAGAACUCAAUGACUUACUUGAUAUAACAAAACUAUUUAUGGCAGAGCAAGGACCAGCACUGCGUUUUUGUUUGUAAUUUCCCCCCCUACUAUUCAUAGAAAUAAAGAUUCAUUAAAGCUAACCUCCAUAUUAAAAAAAUUGGAGGUGCUUAUUUCAUUAAAAUAGUUUUUAAAGAUUGGGAGGUUAUGAAAUCAGGGGAAUUGUAUCAAUUAUCCCCAUCCCCCACCCACCUUUUUUUUUUUUUUUGCCAGAAAAAUAAGAUAAUCUCUUGGAGUUAUUAUAUAUCUUGGCUGUAAGAUUUAAUGUUUUAAUUCACUUUUAAUGUCUUAUUCUGGAAAAGAUUUCACAGUAAAAAUUUUAAUGAACAAAAUUAAAAUUUUACAUAGAUUAGAAGUAGCAAAAAGUAUGUUUAUAGUUUAUGAUAUAAUCUGUAAUGUUUUUUUAACUAUUGCUAUUUUAGUAUUUGUGGAAAUAAAACUUUCAUUCUUAAAGCACACAUAUUAAAUUUAAGUUAAAUCUUUAGUAUGUAUAUUACUUACCGAUUUCUAUUUUUGCUAAAGCUUUGUUGAGGAAGGAUUUUUAAGCCAAGCUUUAGAAUGGGUAGGCAGAAUUUUAGCAGUACAGUGGGGAAAGGACAUUUAAGUCAAAGUGAGCAGCAUGAAAAAAGGCCUAGAGAAUGGGGAGAAGUGGAUCAUCGUGGACAAGCACAAAUACAGUACUAAACCAGAUGAUUGUACAUGAGUGUAGAGGGCCCAUUAAGAUAGUGGUAAUCUUAAGACAUCUUCCUUGACUGUAGCUACUGUUUAGUUCCUGGAGACUUUUUACAUGCACAAUAAGCCAGAGAUCCGCAUUUUAUGUGAAAAAUUUUCCAAUUUUAAAAUGUUGCAAAUAAUUUAAAAUGUUUAAAACACUACACUGACAAAACAUGUGAGUGGAUGUCAUUCAGCCUAUGGGCUUCCUUUGUGGCCUUAGGAGUAGAGCAGUGUUCACCAAGAGUAGAUCCUGACGAGUAGUAUCAGCAUCACUUCAGAACUUGUGAGAAAUGUAAAUUCAUGUCUUUUGAAUUAGAAACUUUGGAGGUGGAGUCCAGCAAUAUUUUCACAAACCCUCAGUUUGAGAACCACUAGACAAUAUUUUGGAACUUAUCUUGGUGCCUACAUCAUAUUAGAUUCUCAAAAAAUUUUGUUGAAAAGAGGAGUAAAAGUGAGUUAAGGGAUAUCAAUUUGGAAGGUGGUUGGUGCCAGAUUAUAGAUUACAUUAAAAACUAUUUUUAGCCCUGGCCUGGUUGGUUUGAGGGUCCUCCUAAUAAGCCUAGGUUGCAGGUUCGAUCCCCGGUCAGGGUACAUACAAGAAUCAACCAAUGAAUGCAUAAAUAAGUAUAAUAACAAAUCGAUGUUUUUUUCUCUUUCCCCCUUCUCUCUCUCUCUAAAAUUAAUCAAUAAAUAAAAAGUAAACUUUUUAAGGAAUCAGACAUGAAUGUAAAAUGGGAAGCCAUUGAAGGCUUUUGAUUAGGAGGAUAUAAAUUAGAGUUCUAAGUUAGUGUUAUAAUAGCAUCUUGUAGUGAGAGUAAAGGAAGUCUGAAAUUUAGGUUAUGGCUAUAGAAAUAGAAAUAAUAAAAUAAAGUGGACAGUUAGGAUAUUAUUUUAGCUUGUUGAUUGCUUAAUUUCAUUGACAUUUUAUAUCUGCUAUUAGAUUUAAAUAUUUUAUACAAAUGCCUUGAAUAUAUAAUAUGAUAUAUCAUUUUGACAAUUUCAUCAUCUUUAAUCUGUACUAUGACUUCUUUGAGUCUAAUAAAUUUUAUAAUUGUAAUUUGAGGUAAUGUUUUUACAAUAUAAUUCUAGAAAAUGCAUUCUUAUAAUAGUUUAACUUUUUGAGAUUAUUGAAAGCAAAUUACUGUAUAUAAAGUAAUUCAUAUUUCAGUCUCAGCAUGUACUACUCAGAACUGAUGAUGAAUGUUUAAUUUGAAUAUUCUGUGCAGCUAAAUCAGAGUUUUCCAAAAUAUGUCCUGUGAGAAUAAUUCUGUGAGUUGUUUCUAGGAAAGAGUUUUGUGUUAAUAAAAAGUACAACAUGCAUCUUUUUUGUGUAAUUAGGUUCUAAAAUUAGUGUUGAAGGUAAACAUGUGUAUACAAAAUUGCCCUUGGAAGUUCUUUUGCUGCCCAUAAGUUGUAAACAUAGUCUGCUACUGUCAGAUUUUCUCCAGUAUUGGUCAAGAUUGUUGUUGCCGUCCUAUAUCUUUUCUUACCCACAUGAACUUAAAUGGUACAUUGUAGGUUUUUUAUUUUAUUUUAUUUUAUUUUAUUUUAUUUUA